GAUGUCAUCUGAAGCAGUAGCACAAGCCACAGCCGCCACGACGUCUCCUGAACACGGGGUCCCCACAUCAUCGGCCACGCCUACUCCUCCGCCGAGCAAAGGGGGUGGAGCCGGUGGUGGUGGGGGAGGAGAGCAACAACAAGUCCCAUUUCAAAUGAUCCCUCCUGGUCAUUUUUUCGCAAAUCCCUUCUUGAAUCCGUAUAUUCCAACAGCGGGUGCUCCUGCUCAGGAGGGUGAAGCUCAACCUCAGAUGGUAUUCUCUCCAGCUCAAUAUCAGGAAGUCAUGCAUCAUUAUUUUCAACAAAUGAUGGCCGCGAGUGGAGCACAGUUUCCGAUUCCGUUUCCCAUGCAAUUUCAGCCGGCUCUUCAACAGCCAAGACCUUCUUCUCAGGCAUCAUCAUCUCAUCGCUCAGAAGACGAUAACGGAAGGCAGACAGCUGGCAGUGUUGUGUCCUCUAAUGUGUCACCAAAUCAUCGAGAGGUGAGACCAGCAGAAGAUUCUACGGAAACAAGCGGCGUUGUUCAAAAUAAUGAUGAGCUUCUUGUACCAACUUCCACGUCAUCCGAUGUGACAAUUGGUGACGUCAUCGAAAAAUCAGAUUCUCCUGAAAAUUCGCAAGAAUCAGCGGGAGGAGAGGAGAAAAGUGAAGAAAAGCGGAAAUUAUCCGGUGAUCGAACGGAUUCACUCAUUCGAAAACAAAUGAGUGAAAUGGAAAAAGAGAUAACACGACGAUCACAGAAUAAAAAUAUUAAAACGAUUGACGACGACGGACUCGCCGAGCUUAUCGGAGGAUCAAGUACACGAACAGUUGCUGACGAUUUUUCGCCGUUCGUCGACAAGAGUGGUCUAUCCUACACAGCUCCAGCUCCACCUUCCACGGAGAAAAGUGCUCCGAAAGAAUCUCUCAAUCAGCUCCGUUCAUCAUUUAAUCUUCCCGACGAUUCGACAACUGUUGGACCAGUUGGACCAUCUACAGUACCUCAACAGUCUCAACAGUUCGCGAAUAAUUCAAUGUUUAUGGCGAAUGCAGGGAAUUUUGUGCAGAAUGCAUUCCCGAUUGGAGUCACGAUGACUCCACAAGCUACAUUUGGCGCCGCCCCUGGUUUCCAGAUGAUGCAACCACAUCAACAUAAUCUCUUCAUGCAACAACCUAAUCCAACAUUUGUGAACAAUGGAACAAAUCCAUUUCUUCAAACUCAGGCAACACUUCCUAAUUUCGUACAAAACGGGACCGCACCUUUGGUUCCAACAGUCUCUGCGCAACAAUUUACUCCUGAGCAACUAGCCGCUGCGUUUGCUCAACAACAAAUUGCACAAUCCGCUGCUCCAACUCCAUUCGAUUCUCCUCCACCUUCGAUGCCAUCAACAUCUUCUGGACCAUCCGGAGCACUGGCUCCACCUCCACCACCAUCUCAUCCGAUUCCACGGAGGGUGAGUGGAAAUGGAUGGCCUGAAGAGAACAAGGAAAAUGGAACAUCAACGAGCACAACAAAUGGAGCACAAAGUGUUCCCGCUGCAGCUGGUACAGAUGAUCCAGUAUGGGUGCUAAGGGAUUCAUAUCUAAAGAAAAUGCAACGGGAGCAGAGAACUUCGGAAGAAGAGGAAAUGAGUUGGCAAGAAGCGGCAACAGCUGCUCAGGAAGCCGCCGAAAAUGGUGGUGGAGAUGAUCAAGAAGAACAAGAAACUGAUCGACUUCUGAAUGGAGGGACGACGGGUGCAUCAACAAAAGGUGCAGAGAGACGUGGAUCUGUUGAUAAGAAAAAAAACAGCAAAGAAACAAUGGUACAUGAACCUGCAGUUCUAAUCGAGGGAGUUCUGUUCCGUGCGAGAUAUCUGGGCUCAACACAAAUGCUCUGCGAGAGUCGAGGAAGCAAAGCAGCACGAAUGGCUCAAGCACAGGAAGCUGUGGCAAGAGUUAAAGCUCCCGAGGGAGAUGUUCAGCCAUCCACAGAAAUUGAUCUGUUUAUUUCAACUGAGAAGAUUAUGGUUUUGAACACUGAUUUACAGAGAAUAUCCGAUACAGAUGUUCGACAAGAUAUUCUAAUGGAUCAUGCACUACGAACAAUCAGUUAUAUUGCGGACAUUGGAGAUUUAGUUGUUCUAAUGGCUAGAAGAAUGUCCACAAGUCAUUCGGAUGAAUCUUGUUCUGAUGGUGAUAGUAGCGGAGGGGGAGUACGUAAGACUCCAAAAGUCAUUUGUCACGUAUUUGAAUCUGAUGAGGCUUCCUUCAUUGCUCAAUCAAUUGGACAAGCUUUCCAAGUGGCAUACGUGGAAUUUCUGAGAGCUAACGGGAUUGACGAUCCAUCAUAUUUAAGGCAAAUCGAUUAUCAGGAAGUUCUAAACUCGCAAGAGCUUCUUGGUGAUGAGCUUGAAAUGUUUGCAAAGAAAGAAACUCAAAAAGAAGUUGUUGUACCAAAGAAAGCUGGUGAACCACUUGGAAUUGUUGUAGUAGAGUCUGGAUGGGGUUCAAUGCUUCCAACAGUUGUACUUGCUCACAUGAAUCCGGUUGGUCCGGCGGCACAUUCAAAUAAAUUGAAUAUUGGCGAUCAAAUAAUCAAUAUCAAUGGAAUAUCACUUGUCGGGUUACCACUUUCAGCUGCACAAACUCAGAUUAAAAAUAUGAAGACAGCGACUGCAGUACGAAUGACUGUUGUAUCAACACCUCCAGUAGUUGAAGUUCGGAUAAGAAGGCCCGAUACGAAGUACCAAUUGGGAUUCUCUGUACAAAAUGGAGUUAUUUGUUCACUUCUUAGAGGUGGUAUCGCUGAAAGAGGCGGGAUCCGAGUCGGUCACAGAAUCAUCGAAAUAAACGGGACUUCAGUUGUCGCAGUUGCACAUGACAGAAUCGUAAAUAUGCUUGCCACGGCCGUCGGAGAGAUUCACAUGAAAACAAUGCCGACGUCAAUGUUUAGACUUUUAACGGGUCAAGAACAACCACAAUACAUUUGAUUGUUUAUUUCCAUUAAUUAAAAUGUUUUAAAUUAAAUUUUCUAUCUAGUUUUUUUUGUUGAAAAUCCACAAGGUUUCCUUCCAACAAUCCUCUUCAAAUCCAUUUCAUUUCAUUGAUUUUUCUGUGAUAAUCACGUUUUUCUUCUUCCUUCGACUUUUCCCCCAGAAAGUGCGCCCUAAUGUGAAUUUUAAAAGUUAUCAUUAAAGCGCACAAACUUUCAUACGAAAUUUGAAAUGUUUAGGUGAUUCUUUGCGAGUCAAAAAACUUUUUGCCAUUCUUUCUUCAUGUUUUUCCUCAAUUUUUGUGUUUUUUUCUUUUCGAAUCAUUUUUUUCGGUCACAAUCUGGAUUUUUUAAAAACUUUUUUCCAAAUAAUAUAGAUUUCAUUCU
Messenger RNA from Caenorhabditis elegans, 3339 nucleotides. RefSeq names its product Protein lin-10 (gene lin-10). Lineage: Eukaryota; Metazoa; Nematoda; Chromadorea; Rhabditida; Rhabditidae. Gene Ontology annotation, cellular component: cytoplasm; synapse; Golgi apparatus. The transcript is spliced from 16 exons. Bases 2 to 2950 code for a protein of 982 amino acids. The record is from RefSeq and is marked reviewed.